AUGUAUAUACAUGAAACCCCCAAGCCUGUGCUCUGCAAGCUUUCAUCGUUCGAACAGAGUGCUGUCCACACUGUCGAGAUGGCUGGCUCAACUUCACCUCAGCGCGCGUCCUCGACGAAUGCGAUUGUGUGGUAUCUAAUCUACAAUUCUCUUAUUAUUUCUUUGAGCGGUCUCGCUGUCGUUUUUUGGAUUAUCGGAUCCAAGCGGCCUUUACUGUAUCCCGUCGAAUUUGGGGAGUGGCUGCGAGCUAACCCAAAGACCGGAACCAUCAUCUGGACAGCAUGCGGUAGUGUUUCUGCAGCUAUCUUCCUGCUGUUGCUCAAAUGUUGUCUGCUUCUGAUGAUCAGACAGAGAGCCCGUGAAGGAGCCACCUUUUCCACAAUUGAAGGAUGGAACAGGUGUGCUAACGAACAACCGCUUUUUAACACCAAACGCCUAAAGCUAUCUGGAUUUACAAUUGUCAACUGGCUCGUCGCGUUGACCCUCACUACAGCCUUCACAACGCUCCUCACCCCAACCAACGUCCUCGUCAGCGAGGGUAUCCUCGGCGACGAACUCGAUUACACAGCUGAUGAAUUUCGGGACUGGUACAACAUACGAGGCUCAGACAAUAAUGUACCAGUGAAUAAGCGCUACCUGUGUGAACGGAUGACUUAUACCUCAUCGACAGGUUCCGUCAAUUUCCCUACUUGCCCUCACACAGAUGACCCUAUUGGUUAUAUUUCUGCAGGAGUUUCCGCUACCCAACAAACUCUCGGCGUCGACAAUGCAUCAGUGAGAGUCAUCGACAGCCUAUUCCAAGGCUCGACUGGCGGAGUACUCCCCAUCGGUUUCCGUGGCAUCCCGGCCUUCAACAACGUGGAUUUCAAGAACUGGGACCCCUCCACUAGAUACCCGCAUUUCAACUACACCCUUUCACAACAAGGCCUCUCUGCAGAAGUGUCGUGUUAUGAAACACUAGACACGCCGAUAGAGAAUAAGAUUCUGGAGACGCUGAACGUGACCAACUCAGCUGAUAACCACAACACCCUACAGUUGGUUGAGUACUCUAUUCGGAAGGACUUUUGCAUUAGACAAGAUAAGUGGGUUGUGCCGAGCAUAGGUGUUGUGGCGCACUCCCUGUGUCAGCCUGAUCGAGACAUUAAGAAAUAUGAGUUCUAUCUCAAGCCGUUUGGGAAGUAUGACAACCUUCCGAAAAUCACGUGCACAAUUGAGCCGAUGAUCACCAACAACCUCGUCACUUAUUCCACAGCCACAGGGCUGUUCACGUCAAAGAUCGUGGAGACGAUUGGCAGUUCAGCCGUGCCAAAUGAGACGAUCGCCAACGUUAACGAUCUUCUCAGCUACUCCAUCACGAGUUGGGGAAGCGGUCUGAUCGACUCCAUUCUUAGCCUCAAUACUACCGGGGAUGGCUCGGGAAACUUCACGUAUCCAGUCGCCGUUGAGUCUGCUUUGCGCGGCUUGGCUGAAUAUGCAGGCACCUACUCACGGAUAUACUAUUCUGCCAAAUACAAUGCAACCGGUCGAAGCACUGUCAAUGGGACUUAUACCACUUCUAGAGUCGGAUAUCAUCAGACACAGCCGACAGCUUUGUUAAUCGUCCUUCCUAUGAUCUUAUACCUGGUUUCCAUUGCAGGAUGGUACACAUACAAGGGUCUGAAGACCGGCGUGCGGAUCGAUGACGAUUUCGACCCAACGAAUAGUACUGCGCUGGUAACUGCCGCAGCCUUGGGUGCGUCGAAAAAAGGACUGAAUCUGGAGAAAUUCACUGGCCUUAAUCAAUAUUAUGAGAUGGUUUCAGGAUUUCAAAGUCAA
Colletotrichum gloeosporioides is the source of this 1815-nucleotide messenger RNA. RefSeq lists its product as uncharacterized. The record is from RefSeq and is a predicted model, not a curated record. The annotation marks the transcript as partial. NCBI's taxonomy places the organism in Eukaryota, Fungi, Ascomycota, Sordariomycetes, Glomerellales, Glomerellaceae. The transcript is spliced from 4 exons.